Molecule: messenger RNA, 297 nt
Organism: Paramecium tetraurelia
Lineage: Eukaryota; Ciliophora; Oligohymenophorea; Peniculida; Parameciidae
Exons: 1
Source: RefSeq, a predicted model, not a curated record
AUGAAAUCAUUUAUUUAAUGUUAUUCUAAAGAAAAGAUUUAACAGGUCGAUAAAUUAGGUCAAUAGUUGGAAGAAUAAAAUUAAAAGCUGUUUAAAGAUAAAUCAACUGUUGAUUCAAUCAAGUUUGAUCUUGAUUCAAUACAAAUAAAAAUAAUCAAUUAAUUUUAUGAAAAAGCCCAAGAAAUGGAAAAAUAAUUCUCACAAAUUGAUUAAACCUAUGUAAUCUCUCUCUUAUUUUACUUAGGAAUAAUUAUUGCUCUUAGAAUAGAAACUAAAGGAUCAGCUUAAGUGAAAUGA